AUGUUCUUCCUUCCUUUGAUUUUGGCUGCCGGCAGCUUUUCCACACUCAUUUCAGGGGCUCCUGUCCUGUCCUUUCUCUCCAAUGGUGUCUCACAAAAAGCCUCUCCUUCCUUAAAAGAGCGCGGUGGAUACGUAGUCUAUGGCGGCACUGGAGAUAUUUCCAGUGGCUGGCCAGCUUCCCGUUCAUGGUUAAGUUUUGAUACCCUAUUUACCGCCAACACGGACAACAUCCAAAACAGCUGUUCCCAAUGGAAUGUUGCCAACCCCUCUACCGACGAAAUCAGCGACAUCAAGAGCGCCAUCACAUCCGUCGCCGCAUCCACCGGCGUCGACUCUCGUUUCAUUCUCGCAAUUAUCAUCCAAGAAUCCAACGGAUGCGUUCGAGCCCCCACCACCAACUACGGUGUGAGCAACCCAGGUCUCAUGCAAAGCCACGACGGCACAGGAACUUGCCAUGACCCCUCUGUCCAGAACCCAUGUCCUCAAUCCGAGAUUACUCAAAUGAUCCAAGAUGGUGCGGGAGGAACUAGUGCCGGGGAUGGCCUGAAGCAAUGCAUCGCAAGCUCUGGAGCUACCGAUGACAGCAAGUACUUCAAAGCCGCCCGCAUCUACAACUCCGGCUCCAUCGAUUCAAGCGGAAACCUCGGCGCGGGUAUUGCUACUCACUGCUAUUCUUCCGAUCUCGCCAACAGACUUACUGGCUGGACCGGAACCUCAAGCGGCUGCUCUGAAGGCACAAUCGGCACCAUCACCGGCGUAUCUGGUGGAGGAGCCAGCAGUGGCUCUUCAUCUUCCGCAGCAGUAUCAGUAGCAGUCCCAACCUCUUCCACCGCAUCAUCCGCAGCAAAGUCAUCGACCGUCCCCAGCUCUACAGCCUCGGCCACCAAACCCACAACAUCUGCCGGGGGUAUCUUCCAACAGGAGCCUUCCACCACUUUAUCUUCUGUAGCGACUUCCGCCGCUUCUUCCAUUCCAGCUUCGACCGCAACCACAACAGCAACCACGACCGCUGCGACCGUUUCCUCGGCAGCUACAGUUACGGCUACAGCUACAGCUACAUCUACUACGCCCGCAGCUGCAACCGCAACUUCAAGCACCCCCGUCUCGUCGACAGCCGACAAGUACCCAUACGCAACAUCCUCCUGCAAGAGCUGGUACACGGUCGUCGCGAACGAUUACUGCGAGCUCGUUGAGCAGAAAUUCGGCAUCACGGCCGCCGAGUUGCAGCAGUGGAAUGCGCAGCUUGAGGACGAUUGCUCGAAUCUCUGGUUGGGAUACCAGUACUGUGUUAGCGCUUAA
Messenger RNA from Lachnellula hyalina, 1299 nucleotides. RefSeq lists its product as uncharacterized. The record is from RefSeq and is a predicted model, not a curated record. The transcript is spliced from 3 exons. The coding region runs from base 1 to 1299 and encodes 432 amino acids. NCBI's taxonomy places the organism in Eukaryota, Fungi, Ascomycota, Leotiomycetes, Helotiales, Lachnaceae.